Molecule: messenger RNA, 2711 nt
Organism: Lagopus muta (rock ptarmigan)
Lineage: Eukaryota; Metazoa; Chordata; Aves; Galliformes; Phasianidae
Product: coagulation factor XI-like
Exons: 12
Coding region: 119-1465 (448 amino acids)
Biological process (GO): proteolysis
Cellular component (GO): extracellular region
Molecular function (GO): serine-type endopeptidase activity; protein binding
Source: RefSeq, a predicted model, not a curated record
GACAAGUUAGCAUUGCAGGCACAGUAAUAUUUAACACAAACAGUUAACAAUAUGGGUUGUUUUUUUUUUUGUUUUUUAAGAGGAACUUAAACCUUACCCAUUCACACAGACUUGCUGUAUGUUCAGGAUGAUUUGGAUUUAUCAGACUUUUUAUUUCAUUUUCUUACUUGCUUCAGUUUACAGUGAAUGUGUGACACAGAUCUAUGAAAAUACUUACUUCCAAGGAGGAGACCUCACUACAGUUUUCACACCAAGUGCCAAUUACUGUCAAAUAGUUUGUACUUACCAUCCUACCUGCCUGCUCUUCACAUAUUUGCCGGUGACGUGGACUAAAGAUCCUGCACAGAGGUUCUCCUGCUACUUAAAAGACAGUGAUACUGAAAUGCUACCAAAAGUGAAGGUGGAAGGAGCUAUUUCUGGACAUUCUUUAAAACAAUGCAACGUCAAAAUUAGUGCUUGCAGUCCAGAUGUCCACUUAGGAUUGGAUAUGCAAGGAGUAAAUUAUGACAUUAGUAUGGCUGACAGCUAUCAACAGUGCCAAAAAAGAUGCACCAAUGACAAGCACUGCCAUUUUUUUACAUAUGCCCGAGGAACAUUCCAUGAUGCAAGCUUUCGUGAAAAAUGCUUCUUGAAACAUACCAGUUUAGGAACUCCAACCAGCAUAAGGGUGCUUGAUGAGGUUGUGUCUGGAUUCUCCUUAAAGCCAUGUCAGCUUUCUGAAUUAGAUUGUCAAAUGGACAUUUUUGAACAUGAAGAAUUUUCAGGAAUGAAUGUUACAAGUUUUUUCACUCCUGACACAUUCGUCUGCCAAACUAUUUGUACUUAUUUUCCAAACUGCUUGUUCUUUACAUUCUUCACCAAGGAAUGGCAAAUAGAAUCCCAAAGAAAUCUUUGCCUCCUGAAAACAUCAACAAGUGGAAUACCAGAGGCACUUACAUUACGAGAAAAUGCUAUUUCAGGUUUUGGUCUCCUAAAUUGCAGAAGAUACUUUCCUGCCUGCAAUUCUCGCACUUAUGUGCAUAUGAAUUUUGUGGGAGAUGAACUCAAUGUCACUUAUACUAAAGGACCCAGAGCUUGUCAGCAGGUUUGCACAGACAUGAUCCGCUGCCAAUUUUUUACUUACUUUCCCCUCCAAGAGUCGUGCAAUGAGGAAAGAAAGUGUGAGUGUCAUCUAAGAAUGUCCUCAAAUGGAUCUCCAGUGGAAAUACAGCAUGGGCCAGGAAGAAUCUCUGGAUACUCACUAAGACUAUGUAAAAAAAAGGCCAGUACUGUAUGUAUGCAGCAUUCUUCAAGAAAUAUUAGGAUAAUUGGAGGGACGGAUUCUUCCCCUGGUGAAUGGCCAUGGCAAGUAAGCUUACAUGUGAAGCUAUCUCGCCGGAGACACCUCUGUGGGGGCUCUAUCAUAAGUAACCAGUGGAUCCUUACAGCUGCCCACUGUUUUGUGAGAUUUCAGCCCUGGGAAUAAUAUCUAGACUUCUGAGUACUCAAAGCUUUGCUAAUUUGCAUGGAUGUAUACAUGGAUAUGGACUAUAUAUCACAUGGAUAUAUAGUAGGUACUGUUAAUGACCACAAAAUUGUUAUCACAUUUAAGUCGUGAAAUCAUGUGUGUUGUGAAAAGCUGUUAUAAGGAUCUUGCACAUGAUUUAUAUCCUCGCUAGAUGAUCACACCCUGUAAAGCAGGUAGGCCUGCCAUUUACAGACUGAAAAUUGUAAGGCUGUUUGUUGAGUCAGUGUAAUGUCAGAAUGGCACAGGUAGUGUAAAAUGCUUUAAAGAAUAAAAAAUUAUUGAGGCUAAAAUCAGAUGCUUUUAUGCAAGCAUUUUUGUACAUUAUCCCUUAUUGUUUCUGUGUAAUGAAAUAUUGUCAAAGCCAGUUGACAAACCUUAUAAAAGUGGAUAACCCCACGUAAGACUCAGAAAAAUCCAGUAUAGGGAAUAUCAUUCUCUACCUUCAAUCCAGUAUUGUAGAGUUACCAGCAUUUUAAAGGACAAAAGGAGAACUUGUCUAAAGAGUAAAAAAGUGUAGACUGUGUUCAUUAGAAAUGACUAAGGUCAACUGAUAUUUAUGAAUAUACACACAAAAUGUUCAAAACAAUUUUUUAAAUAUUGAAGACAGGUUUUGCAGCUUCUUUGAUGCAUGUAUCAAAAAUUUUAGGUUGCCCUAAUAAUAGAGCACCACAAUGAAAUAACCCUUAAAUGGACUCAAAGAAAAGUUUUAAAAUUAUAAAUAUUAAGUGGAACGUUUUAUAUUGGUCUGUGGUAUUGUAUUUUCUAUUUUCUUUUAUUUUGGUGUCUGAAUAGAUUCUACUUGAGUUUGUUUUUCCACCUCUAUUUUGGUUACUACAGAUGUUGUACUGGAAUGAGAAUGGAAAGAAUCUCUUUUACUUUCUCAGGAUUUGUGUUAGACUCUUGAAGAUAAAAAUAGUAAGAGCAGAGUGAAACAGAAAAUGAAAAAAGGCAGAAGGGGAAAUUGGGUUAAAAAGGGUCAGAACAAGAGUCUGACUGUAAGGGAGAGGAAAGACUGGUGUGGUGCUGAAAAUACAGAUAAAAAGAGGAAGAAAAUAAAUGAAAAGUGGGAGGAAUGGAUAAGAGAAAUCUGUUUUUAGGUUUGAGAAUGUGAAAAUACGACUGGGAAGAGUAACCUCAGUGCUGUUCACUGUACACUCAGAGGGUGCUGGCACCUGCACCAAACUAAAACAGUGCAAAUCUCUGU